AUGGACGGCCUGAUUCACAAGAAAGUGAUCAAAGUGAACGACAAGGUUGUUUUGGAGCGUACAUCAAAAUUGGGAGACAUGAAAUCGGUUUGCGACGACCACAGAAAGAUUCUGACCCAAAUGGCACUCGACGGAAAGUCGUCUCCUCGGAUGCCAUCGGCGACCCACAGGCGACCCACCGAGGCCAAGCAAAGACAGCCGGCGGGUAGGUCCAUCGACAUUGCUGCCCAUUUGAACUCGAUCGAGGCCGAGAUCAACCAGCUCAGGUCGAAGAAAAUGGUCCUGGCCAACGAGAAGUGCAACUUUGAGGGCUUCUGCAGGCAGCUGAAGAGUGACGUCGGCAAACUGAGGGAAACCAACGCCAAGCUGAACCAAGAGGUCAGCAAGGAAAAGGGCGAGAGCAAGGCUCUUGAAGAGUACAGGACAAAGGUGCUUGCCGACUUGGAUGAAUUGAAUCGCAGCAUCAAGGAGUGCAAGGAGAGCCUACGGCAAAAGCAGAUCAGACUGUCCGAACUGAAAAACGCUGAGUGCAAAAUGGACGAGAAGCUGCGCAACAAAAGUGAAAUGCAGGAGAAACUGACGAAGUUUCAGAAGGAAAUGGUCAAAUUGGAAAAAGAAGUUUCCUCCAGCAAGCAGCAGCUGCAGUCUCUGAGAGAGGAGUCGCAGAAGCUCAAGGUGGAAGUCGAGCACCAAAUGAAAACCAAGAGCGAGCUGGAGGGCACGCAGAAGUCGUGUGCGAGCCAAGUCGAGAGUCUUCAGAAAAAGGUGCUUCAGAAGCAAGAGGAAGUGAGCAAGUUGACCACGGAGCUGAUAGAACUUAAAACCAAGGUGAGCGAGCAAACUUCCAUCUUGGAAGACUGCAAAUUCAGCAGCUUGGAACUGGAGGGACUGGUGGAGGAAGCCACCACGGCCAAGAGGCGUCUUGAAGAGGACGUGCGAAUCAGUGCCGAGGACGCCAACAGAUUGGACGCACAAUACAAGAAUAUGGAGAAGGAUUUGAAAGAGGCGAAAAAUGGCUUGCGGGCGAUUGAGAAGCGUCGUGCGGAUCUACGGAGGCAGAAUAGUGAGAUGGAAAAAUCGGAAGAGAGGCUAGUGGCUGAAAAUAAGAACAUGGACAACAAGUUGACCGAUUUGCGAGGAAUGUUCAGUAGAAAGAGUGACGACUUGAAGAAACUACGGCUCAAAGUGACCGAGGUCAGCAAGAGUGUUGAGAAGAUGAGGGAGGAGGAAAAGGAACUUCUUAAGCAGUUUGAGGAAAUGAAGCGCAAAGAGAACAAAGACAAGACUAGCAAAGCACUGAUGGCCACUAAUUUGAAGCGUCUCUCUCAAGAAAUUCGCACCAUGCAAGAGCAGGAGAAGCAAAUGACUGCAGAGAAAACUCAGUUGGAAAGCUACCUGAGCACUCUGAAGGAAGAGGUGGUCAGGAUGAAGGAUGGCGCAAAAGAAGCGGAGUACGAGUUGUCCGCGCUCCAUCAGCUGGAGACCCAGGUGUCGCAGGAGAUCGCCAAGACGAGGACCAAAACUGAGCAGCUCAUGAUCUCUGAAAAGGAGCUGCUCCGCAAGGUGGAAAUGGAAAGGUUAGCCGAGUUUGAAGCCAUCAGAGAGAAACUCGUCAGGCGAAAACUGAAUUCGGAAGAGAGCAUCUACUGCAACUUGAAGCCGCAAGAAAAGUCAGGAGCACCAGCUGCUCUGCCAGUCAGGGCUGCAAAGAAGACCAAGAGAGGCUGGUUUAGCAAGAAAAAGGUUGCUCCCGAAACUGGGAAUAAUCCGUAG
Molecule: messenger RNA, 1773 nt
Organism: Neocloeon triangulifer
Lineage: Eukaryota; Metazoa; Arthropoda; Insecta; Ephemeroptera; Baetidae
Exons: 2
Coding region: 1-1773 (590 amino acids)
Source: RefSeq, a predicted model, not a curated record